Physcomitrium patens is the source of this 1311-nucleotide messenger RNA. RefSeq lists its product as uncharacterized. The record is from RefSeq and is a predicted model, not a curated record. Gene Ontology annotation, molecular function: mRNA binding; structural constituent of ribosome. Gene Ontology annotation, cellular component: ribosome. Gene Ontology annotation, biological process: translation. Lineage: Eukaryota; Viridiplantae; Streptophyta; Bryopsida; Funariales; Funariaceae.
CUUUCUUCCUUUCCUGCCCUCAAGUGAAGUGAGUGAGGCCGAGUGUGAGCAAGAAGCAAAGGAGGCCAAAUUUCCAAGGCCAGGGAGGGCUACACGGGGACUGUGUGUGUCUGCGGCGCCACCGUGACCCUCUCCCACUCCUCUCCCGAUUUCUCUGCUGUUAUUUCAGUUUCCUGGCUCCGUUUUUCGGGACUCAUGUAUAAUAGUCCUGUCUGCAUCUCCUUACGUGGCUGCUGCUGCUUUUCUAUGUCAUCGUCCAGUGUUUGAUCAUCGUGAGAUUGUUGCAGUGCUCGUGGAAUCUCAUCUCGCAUUUGAGGAGAAAGAGAGAUAUCAUUAGUUGUGCGAAUUGCGGAUGCGUAUGCGUGUGCUUGGUGGGUUCGAUCUUUAGCAAGGGUUUGGGCUGGAUAGAGAGUUUUAGGGUUUAGGGUUUAAGGGGUGGCCAUGGAAUCCUGAGCUGUAGGAGGUUAGGCGGCGGAUUACUUGAGUAGAAGCUGGCUUUUGGAUCAUUGAGGAGGACGGGGACGAUGUCGUGAGGAGAGUACGCUUUCGUGUGCUUGACAUACAUACGUGUAUUCGGUAUUGGGAAAGAGAGAAGGAUUUGCGCGCGCAGAAUAAGAGUACAAUGGGUCGAUUGUGGUCAUGUUCUGCGAGGUCCCCGUUAGUGCGAUCCUCUCGGAUUAUUGCAGCGCGUCUUUCGUUGCAAGGCUCUCAUUUUGGACCAUCAAGGGUAAGGCUUCUUGGCAGCGCCGCUGUAAUUGAACUUGAUUAUGAUCCUUCGGAGGCUAGAACACCUCCAUCUGAGAAGGUCCAGAGGAUUGCGGACGAAAUCUCAACGCUUUCGAUGGUCGAAGCCGUGGAUCUUUCCACUUUGUUGAAGAAAAAGUUAGGGCUGCCAGCUGGGAUGGGAAUGAUGCCAAUGGGCAUGAUGCCACCAGGAAUGGGGAUGCCUGGUUCGAGUGGUGCAGCUGCAGCAGCAGAGGAGAAGAAGCCGGAGAAGACUUCUUUUGAUGUGAAGCUAGAAAAAUUCGAUGCUGCCUCCAAGAUCAAAAUUAUUAAAGAGGUGCGCACAUUCACUGCAUUGGGGCUGAAAGAAGCGAAAGAACUAGUUGAAAAGGCACCAAUCGUGCUGAAGGCUGGAGUUAGUAAAGAAGAAGCAGAUCAAAUUAUUGAGAAGUUGAAGUCAGUAGGAGCUACAGUUGUAAUGGAAUGAGUUUUGGUAGGUCCCAUGGUGCAUCUUGUAAGUGUUGCAAUUUAUAAGAAUUUUUCUGUAUCUCAGUAUUUCACAUGUAAGCUUUUCUGCUCUUUCUUCUU